UUGGGCAAUGCUCAAUUUGGACUUUCAUUGAUGAGCAGGCAUCGACGGAAAUACACUGGAGUAAUUUCUACCGCAAAAGCAAUCAAAAACGAAAGCAGCAACAUCAACAACAUUUAUACAUUUGGAACGGUGGCAGCAAGGAGGACGGUGGCAGGAGGGGAAGAAGCAGCAGCAGCAGAAAGUGCAGUCGUGUGACAAUUUGUAUUGAAAGUGCAUAAAAUGUGCGACACAAACUAUUAGUGGGGCCCAACAAAAGUGAGCAUAACGGCACAAGCAAAGUGCCAAAACAAGAGACAGAGACAAAAGCAGCUAAACAGAAAGCAAACAACAUGUCAAGGACUUGAGUGUGAAGCAGAGAACGGGGUGAGAAGAGCUGAACUCAGAGCGCGUCACGAUUUGUUUGGAAAGAUGCGUACCUACUACAGUGCAAAGGAUAUGAGAAAAUACGGCGAUUUGAGCUAUGAAAGCAAAUACCUGCUGGAUCCAAAAUUUAUGACAAAGAGGGAUCUGCAGCAUUACUAUCGCUACUACAACAUGAACAAGAAUCGCGGACAAUUCAAGAAGAUUGUGAUUGUCAUCUUCUGUCUGUGCGUCUUCUCGUAUCUGUGCGUCGACUACAAUCUGAGGACAAAGUUGCUGCGCUUUCGCGAUGGCUUUGACUUUGUGGCCCGGAUUGAGGACUCGUAUGGUGGCAAGCUGAGUCGUGCGUACUUUGUGGAGACCACGGGCUGCCGCAUGCCACACUUCGAGGUUGUUGAUGACAAUAUAGCGCAGUUUAUUUUCAAGCCGAGUGCCUACAAGUGCAACAAACCGCUGACGCGUACGAGUGACAGUGUGCCGGGGGAGCUGCAUCUGAAUUUGAGCCCCAGCGAGCUGCUGUUUCGCUACAACAUCAGCGAUCUGUCUGCCAUAAGCUGCAACUAUACGGAAGUGAAGCGCAAGAAUGACUGGAACAACACCUAUUCGCCGGGUGUCAGCUUCAAGCUAGAGCAGGUGAUGCAUCUGCCGCCGGAAAUGGAAUUUGUUUGUCUCUGGUGCUAUGACUCGUCCGACCGUUGCAUCUACAAGGACUGCCACUUCUUUGCGGUGGACAAGCCACCACAGAAGAUCACAUCCAGACUGGGUGUGGAGAGGGUUAGCUUCAAUCAGAGCAAGGAGUCCGCCCAGGAGCGUUUGUCUGUGAUGAUCCUGGGCAUUGACAGUCUCUCGCACUUGAACUUCCUGCGGCAAAUGCGCAAGACGGCCGCUUACAUCAAGAAGAAUCUCUCCCACGUCGAACUGUGGGGCUACAACAAGGUGGGGGACAACACCUUCCCCAACAUAGUGCCCAUGCUGAGUGGUCUGGACGAUCAGGAACUGAACAUUGCCUGUGCACCCAAAUCCAAGCAGACAUACGACGGUUGCUCCUUCAUUUGGAAGCGUUACCAGCAGGCUGGCUACAAGACUUUAUUCGCCGAGGAUGUGGGACGCAUAUCGGCAUUCAACUUCAAUCAGAACGGCUUCCACAAGCAACCCACUGACUACUAUUUGCGGCCCAUCAUAUUGGAAAUGGAGCGUACCCUGUCCUACAAGAAGGAUGUCAAUGUGAAGCUCUGCAUGGGCGGCAGACGUACGCCGGAUGUUCUCCUGGAGUAUCUAACGAAAAUGGUGCCAAAAAUGGGCAAGGAUCUGUUCUUCUCGUUCCUGUGGACUGUGACCCUAACGCACGAUUACUUCAACUUUCCGGCACUCCUGGAUGAGGCCAUGGUGACGCAGCUCCGGCAGCUGCAGGACUCCGGGGUGCUCAAUCGCACUGUGGUGAUGCUGUUGUCGGAUCAUGGCCUGCGCUGGGGCUCCUUUCGACGCACCUACCAGGGCAUGAUGGAGGAACGACAGCCACUGAUGACCAUGCUCUAUCCGCCCUGGAUGAACGAACGAUACCCCGAGGCCAUUGCCAAUUUGCGCACGAAUUCGCGACGCUUGGCCACGCCCUUCGAUGUGCAUGCCACGAUGCUGCAUCUGCUGGACAUGGGCAACCUGGAGGCGGAACAGGUGCAGAAGAAGGCGGAAGAGUUCGAAGAUGCCGACAGCGUCCUGCCGCGUGGCAUCAGCCUGUUUCUGCCCAUACCGGAGGUGAGGACCUGCGAGCAGGCUGGCAUCGCCUCCCAUUGGUGCACGUGCCACCAGCGCCAGGAAAUUCAGACGAACGAUGGCCGGGUGCAGCGUGCCGCUCGCUAUGUGGUGCGUCUCAUCAACAAUCGACUGAAGGACAACUCGCAGUGCCGCACCCUCUAUCUGAACUCCAUACUGCAGGCGUUCAUUGCGGCGCCGCAUCACAAGAUCGUGAAGAAUAUAUCCACGGACUAUGCCGUGGAUAUUACGCUGCGAAUGCAGACAAAGCCCGGCCUGGCCGUCUUCGAGUCGACGGUGAGAAUGUCGGGCUAUACGAGUGUCCUCACCGGCACCAUAAGUCGCAUCAAUCUGUAUGGCAGUCAGAGCUACUGCAUGAAUGAUCCGGCACUCAAAAUGUUUUGUUAUUGCCAUAGAUAAGGUGGCGGAGGAGAUUGGGGUUUGGGGAGGGGCAAUUUGUCAAAGACUUGAGUACCCAAUACGUAGCCUUAGCCAUACCAUAACUAAGUUUAUUUCUAUGAAAUAGAUAUUGCCCUACACUUUGUA
Molecule: messenger RNA, 2655 nt
Organism: Drosophila guanche
Lineage: Eukaryota; Metazoa; Arthropoda; Insecta; Diptera; Drosophilidae
Exons: 2
Coding region: 409-2529 (706 amino acids)
Source: RefSeq, a predicted model, not a curated record